CGGCUGUAGAGAAUGAGCUUGAGAGCAGCGACAGCAGAGGUAGAAGAAGAUAAGAUUAUGAAGCCCCGCCUUACCUCUUGUUUUCCCUCCGCUCAACGGUCUUCGCCACUGAUAGAAUGAAAUGAACUCUUCUCCUCCUUAUCAGUGAAGGCUAAGGAACUUGCAUCACAUUGAGGUUUUUAGGAACUGAAAAAGAAAAUGACACCUGUGGUUCCAUCUUCUAUGACCAAUGUCUCACUUAUUCCUGGAGUUGCCUUCACGGUGAGCAGGUGCAAUAAUUGUUCAACCCGUCAAAGUAUAUAUAGGGUACGGGCAAAACAGAGAUGUAGCCUUCCCCGGCCAGCAUCUCGCAGACUCUUUCCCCACAACAGGAUUGGGUUGGCAAUACACUACAAACCUCGAAGUGAUCAUAUAGUAUUAGCCACGGGAACUGAUGUGGCAGUGGAGGAACAAGAUACCCCUGUCGCUGGUGAAGAUUCUGGUGAGUCCGCCGAGGCUCCAACUGAACAGGAGGCAGGCCCUGCCCCUGCCGAGACAAAGCGAUCGAGGGGCCCUCGAAAGAGUGAGCUGCCGCCAGUAAAGAACGAGGAGCUUGUUCCUGGCGCGACCUUUACAGGCAAAGUGAGAUCCAUUCAGCCCUUUGGCGCCUUUGUGGACUUUGGGGCUUUCACCGAUGGUCUCGUUCAUGUCUCGCAGUUGAGCAACAGCUUUGUUAAGGACGUUGGGAGCUUUGUCUCAGUCGGGCAAGAGGUGAAGGUGAGAUUACUUGAGGCAAAUACUGAGACAGGGCGAAUCUCCCUCACAAUGCGUGAAGGUGACGAUUCGGGCAGUAAAACCCAGCAGCAGGUUGGCUCUACUUCCAAUGGUGAUAGCAGGCCCAGAACUCCGAGGAAAAAUACUGGAGCAACAGGUCAGAAGAGAGCCGAAGCAAGGAAAGCCUCAAAAUUUGUGAAGGGCCAGGAACUGACGGGGAUGGUGAAGAAUCUAACACGGUCCGGUGCCUUUGUGUCUCUUCCUGAGGGGGAAGAAGGCUUUCUCCCGACAUCGGAGGAAGCUGAUGGCGGGUUUGGCAGCAUGAUGGGUUCAACAUCAUUAGAAAUUGGUCAGGAAGUUAAUGUUCGGGUUCUAAGGAUUGCCAGAGGACAGGUCACAUUGACCAUGAAGACGGAGGGAGAUGUCGGGAAGUUGGACGCAGAACUCACACAAGGAGUUGUCCAUACAGCGGUGAACCCCUUUGUUCUAGCAUUCCAGAAGAAUAAGGAGAUUGCAGUGUUCCUAAAUGAGAGGGAGAAGUUGGAGAAAUCAGAUAAAGCAGCUGCGGAAGACGAGGGCAUCCCUGAAAGUGUAGAGGCAACCAUGUCUGAGACUUCAGUUCAGACAGAGGUGAAAGAACAAGAGAGUUCUGAGAAUCUGUCUCCAGAAGAUAAUGAACCGGCUGCUAGUUUGAUAACUGAGGAGGUUCCUGCAGCAGAUGAACUGAAAACUGAUGAAUCUGGUCAGAAUAAUCCGACUCCAGAAGUCAGUGAACCAGCUGCUAGUUUGGUAUCCGAGGAUGCCAUUGCGAAAGCUGAAGCACAAGUAGAAGAAAUUGUUUCUGAAGUUACCCAGGAAGUGGCAGUAGAGGAGAAGAGCAAAUCUGAAGAUGCUGUUGUGAAAGAUGAAGUACCAGUAGAAGAAACUGUUGCAGAAGUUGCUAAGGAUGUGCCAGUUGAGGACAAGAGCGAAUCAGAGGAUGCUGUCGUGAAAGAUGAAGGACAAGUAGAAGAAACUGUUGCAGAAGUUACCGAGGAAGUGGCGGUUGAGGACAAGAGCGAAGCUGAGGAUGCUGUCGUGAAAGAUGAAGGACAAGUAGAAGAAACUGUUGCAGAAGUUACCGAGGAAGUGGUGGUUGAGGAGAAGAGCGAAGCUGAAGAUGCUGUUGUGAAAGAUGAAGGACAAGUAGAAGAAACUGUUGCAGAAGUUACCCAGGAAGUGGCAGUUGAGGAGGAGAAUGAAUCCGAGGAUGCUGUUGUGAAAGAUGAAGGACAAGUAGAAGAAACUGUUGCAGAAGUUACCCAGGAAGUGGCAGUUGAGGAGAAGAAUGAAUCCGAGGAUGCUGUUGUGAAAGAUGAAGGACAAGUAGAAGAAACUGUUGCCAGUGAACUGGCAGUUGAGGAGAAGAAUGAAUCCGAGGAUGCUGUUGUGAAAGAUGAAGGACAAGUAGAAGAAACUGUUGCCAGUGAACUGGCAGUUGAGGAUAUGGUGGAAUCAAGCACAUAUGAGAAUGGCACUGUUUCGAGCUCAGAUGUACAAACUGAUGUUUCUUCAUCAGAAAUUACAGAGAGCAAGGUCACUGAAGAACCCCAGGAGAGUCGGGUAGAGGAACCAGUAACUGCUGCUGCCACUGAAUCUUCUCCAGAUGCAACACCAGAAGAUGAAAAUGAUGUGCCUGCUCCCGACGGAAAUGGCAGCAUUGCAGGUUCUAAUGGACAAGGAAGCACUGAUUUGCCCAAAGAAAGUGGGGUGCAAGCUAGCAUUUCACCAGCCCUCGUAAAGCAACUGCGUGAAGAAACCGGAGCUGGGAUGAUGGACUGCAAGAAAGCUCUUGCAGAGACCGGAGGUGACCUCGUCAAAGCCCAGGAGUUCCUGAGAAAGAAGGGCCUAGCAAGCGCUGAGAAGAAAGCUGCACGAGCCACUGCUGAGGGAAGGAUUGGCUCCUACAUCCAUGAUUCACGCAUUGGAGUCCUUGUUGAGGUCAACUGCGAGACUGACUUUGUCUCAAGGGGCGAAAUUUUCAAGGAAUUGGUUGAGGAUUUAGCCAUGCAAGUGGCAGCAUGCCCUCAAGUCCGGUACCUCGUGACAGAUGAAGUUCCAGCAGAUAUCGUGAGCAAGGAGAAGGAGAUCGAGAUGCAGAAGGAGGAUCUUAUGUCAAAGCCUGAGAACAUAAGGGAGAGGAUUGUGGAGGGGAGGAUAAGGAAGAGGCUCGAGGAGCUGGCCCUUCUUGAGCAGCCUUAUAUUAAGAACGACAAAGUUGUAGUGAAGGACUGGGUGAAGCAGACGAUUGCAACAGUUGGGGAGAAUAUCAAGGUGAAGAGGUUUGUAAGAUUCAAUCUUGGGGAAGGUCUGGAGAAGAAGAGCCAGGAUUUUGCUGCCGAGGUGGCAGCCCAAACUGCUGCUAAAACCCAACCGAAACCUUCUCCUGCUGCGGAAGAGCAGAAGCCCGCCGCACCUGAAGCUGAGACAACCGCUUCAAAGGCACCGACAGUAGCAGUCUCCGCAGCACUGGUCAAGCAGCUCCGGGAGGAGACAGGAGCUGGCAUGAUGGACUGCAAGAAGGCCCUAGCGGAGACUGGUGGCGAUCUCGAGAAAGCCCAGGAGUACCUGAGGAAGAAGGGCCUCUCAACGGCUGAUAAGAAGUCAUCUCGACUAGCUGCAGAGGGCAGGAUUGGGUCCUAUAUUCAUGACUCCCGAAUCGGGGUCCUGAUUGAGGUCAACUGCGAGACCGACUUUGUUGGGCGGAGUGAGAAGUUCAAGGAACUCGUUGAUGACCUGGCAAUGCAGGUUGUGGCAUGCCCCCAGGUCCAGUUUGUUUCUGUGGAUGACAUUCCCGAGGACAUCGUGAAGAAGGAGAAAGAGCUCGAGAUGCAUAGAGAGGAUCUGCAGUCAAAGCCUGAGAACAUAAGAGAGAGGAUCGUGGAGGGUCGUGUCUCCAAGAGGCUCGGAGAGCUCGCCCUGCUCGAGCAAGCCUUCAUAAAGGAUGACAGCAUCCUAGUGAAGGAUUUGGUGAAGCGGACAGUGGCUGCUCUCGGGGAGAACAUCAAGGUGCGGAGGUUCAUGAGGUUUACUCUUGGGGAAUCAACCGAAGGAGAUGCGGAAGCUAAGGAGGAAUAGAGGUCGCCGUGUUUGAUUUUCCGGUGCAUCGGACCAAUUUUUGAAGAGAAAAAGUUCUUACAGUCCAAUUUUAUGUGCAGUUGGUGACCUUAGCAUUAUUUCAAGUAUACUAUUUGGAGUUUAUUCUGUGAAAUACGUUGUUUCCACAAUUGACAACUGAAAUCCAGAUCGAUUGGCUUAAUUCAUCUUAA
Messenger RNA from Punica granatum (pomegranate), 4061 nucleotides. The record is from RefSeq and is a predicted model, not a curated record. Lineage: Eukaryota; Viridiplantae; Streptophyta; Magnoliopsida; Myrtales; Lythraceae.